AUGCGGGUUUCCGAAAUCAUCUUCCUGUCGCUCGCCAUUCUGGGCAGAGUUGAGGCAACCCCCUUGCAGGGUAAGCUUCAUUGCAAAUGUACCGUGAAAGACACCUGUUGGCCAGCACUUGCCGACUGGAACUCCUUCAACAAAACAAUUGAUGGGAACCUGAUCACGACAGUGCCCCUUGGGAGCCCGUGUCAUGACCCCAGCUACAAUGGCGAGCAAUGCUCGACUUUGACAAGCGAAUGGGACUACGCCCCCAUUCAUGCAAGCAAUCCUUCUUCAAUUAUGAUGCCUGUAUUCCAAAAUGGUACAUGCGACCCUUUUCAUCCCCGGUCCGACCCCUGUGAUCUUGGGAACCUGGUUCAGUUCAGCGUCAAUGCAACGACAACGGCUCACGUGCAGGAGGCAGUACGCUUCGCUGCACGCAACAAUUUGCGAUUGGUCAUCAAGAACACUGGCCAUGACUUCCUUGGUCGCAGCACGUCUGCUGGCGCCUUAGGUCUUUGGACACACAAUCUCGACAAGAUCACCGUCAUCAAGAACUUCCGUAGCAAGGAGUACCAUGGACCAGCUAUGCGAAUUGGGGCAGGAGUUCAGGCGGCCGCAGCAUACAUGGCAGCUCAUGAAAAUGGCUACCGAGCGAUGGGUGGCAGCUGUCCAACCGUUGGUUUGGCCGGUGGCUUUACCCAAGGAGGCGGGCUUGGUGCUCUCAGCUCAAUCAACGGCUUAGGAGCCGACAAUGUUCUGGAGUGGGAGGUAGUGACCGCCAGCGGCAACGUCGUGCAUGCGUCGCCGAGCAAUAACAGUGAUCUCUUCUGGGCACUGGCUGGUGGCGCUGGAGGUACAUUCGGUGUGGUGGUUUCCAUGACCUCCCGAGUUUUUGUUGAUGCCCCGACGACGGGAGCUUCGUUGGCGUUCGAGCUCGAUGCUGCACCCUCUGCCAACGCCUUCUGGGACUCUAUUUCGGUCUUCUUCACUGGUGCUACACCGCUGGUAGAUACGGGCUCAUUUUUGCUUUCACAAAUUACCAACACGACCUUCCAGGUCACCAUUGCAGCCCCGAGUGUAACCGUACCUACGUUGAAUACACAGCUGUCCUAUAUAACCGACCAUCUGAACCAAACGGGGAUCGCUUACUCCCUCACAGCACAAACUGAUCCCUCAUACUUUGACUUCUUCUCGCGCUAUUUUGGACCACUGCCAAAUGGUAUCUACCCAGUCACCCAUUUGGUUGGAAGCCGUCUGCUUCCAAGAAACUUUUUCCAAUCGGUCGAAAGCACACAGGGAUUACAGAAUUUGCUUCAAUCCAUCACUCCAAACCAAACAUACACAGUUGCUGUCGAGCUUUUCAAUGUCAAUCAGACCAGUGUUGCUGAUAGAUCGGUUCACCCGGCCUGGCGUGAAUCCAUUGCGCACUUCCUCGUCUAUUCGGCAUGGGACUGGAGCUCCCAGACGGAGAUGGAUGCCCGGUCCGACCGCCUCACAAACGAAAUCGUCCCUACACUUGAGAAGUUGACUCCUGGUAGUGGCACAUACCGUAAUGAGGCUAAUUACCGUCAGAAAAACUGGCAAGAAGCAUUCUUUGGGAGCAAUUGGGAUCGACUCAACAGUAUUCAGCGAACUUGGGACCCCAAGGGCGUCUUCUAUGCUCCACUGAGCGUUGGAGCUGACCAGUGGGCGGAGAAAAACGGAGCAUUAUGUCGGGUGUCCUAA
Messenger RNA from Penicillium coprophilum, 1710 nucleotides. RefSeq names its product FAD-binding type 2. The record is from RefSeq and is a predicted model, not a curated record. Lineage: Eukaryota; Fungi; Ascomycota; Eurotiomycetes; Eurotiales; Aspergillaceae. The coding region runs from base 1 to 1710 and encodes 569 amino acids. Gene Ontology annotation, molecular function: oxidoreductase activity; FAD binding. The transcript has a single exon.